Molecule: messenger RNA, 2266 nt
Organism: Myxocyprinus asiaticus (Chinese sucker)
Lineage: Eukaryota; Metazoa; Chordata; Actinopteri; Cypriniformes; Catostomidae
Exons: 2
Coding region: 204-1145 (313 amino acids)
Source: RefSeq, a predicted model, not a curated record
AUUACUACAUGCACAAAAAAAUCUCAUUCUCAUUACUGCAAUGCAAAAAAAAAUCAAAUUCUCUUUACUACAAUGCAAAAAAAAAAUCUCAUUUUCAUUACUGCAAUGCAAAAAAAAAUCUAAUUCUCAUUACUGCAAUGCAAAAAAAAUAAUCUCAUUCUCAUUACUACAAUGCAAAAAAAAAUCUCAUUCUCAUUACUACAAUGCAAAAAAAAUCUCAUUCUCAUUACUACAAAGCAAAAAAAAUAAUCUCAUUCUCAUUACUACAAUGCAAAAAAAAAUCUAAUUCUCAUUACUGCAAAGCAAAAAAAAAUCUCAUUUUCAUUACUACAAUGCAAAAAAAAUCUCAUUCUCAUUACUGCAAUGCAAAAAACAAAUCUCAUUCUCAUUACUGCAAUGCAAAACAAAAUCUCAUUCUCAUUACUGCAAAGCAAAAAACAAAAUCUCAUUCUCAUUACUGCAAUGCAACAAAAAAAAUCUCAUUCUCAUUACUACAGUGCAAAGAAAAUCUCAUUCUCAUUACUGCAAAGCAAAAAAAAAAAAAUUCUCUUUACUACAAUGCAAAAAAAAAUCUAAUUCUCAUUACUACAAUGCAAAAAAAAUCUAAUUCUCAUUACUGCAAAGCAAAAAAAAAAUCUCAUUCUCAUUACUGCAAUGCAAAGUUACUACAAUGCAAAAAAAAAUCUCAUUCUCAUUACUACAAAGCAAAAAAAAAAUCUCUUCUCAUUACUGCAAUGCAAAAAAAAAUCUCAUUCUCAUUACUACAAAGCAAAAAAAAAAAAUCUCAUUCUCAUUACUACAAUGCAAAAAUAAUCUCAUUCUCAUUACUGCAAUGCAAAAAAAAAUCUCAUUCUCAUUACUGCAAUGCAAAAAAAAAUCUCAUUCUCAUUACUGCAAAGCAAAAAAAAAAAUUUCAUUCUCAUAACUGCAAUGCAAAAAAAAAAAACAAUUUCAUUCUCAUUACUGCAAUGCAAAAAAAAAAACAAUUUCAUUCUCAUAACUGCAAUGCAAAAAAAAAAAACAAUUUCAUUCUCAUUACUGCAAUGCAAAAAAAAAAAAUCUCAUUCUCAUUACUGCAAUGCAAAAAAAAUCUAAUUCUCAUUACUACAAUGCAAAAAAAAAAAAUUAUCUUUACUACAAUGUAAAAAAAAAAUCUCAUUCUCAUUACUACAAUGCAAAAAAAAAAAAAAAAUCUCAUUAAGUAAGGUGAAGUAAUUAACUAUGCUCUUGUCGUAUGGCAGCCAGCUAUGAGUGCCUAUCAUUCCAUUAGCACUCACUGUAACCUUCAUUAGAAAAAUCUCAUGAAAAUUGUAUACGUGUUACUGUAAUGCAAAAAAUAUAAAAAAAUACUCAUUAAUUUAAUGUAAUAAAACAGUUUCAAACUCAUUACUGUAAUGCAAAAAUUCAAAUUAUCAUUACUUAUAGGUUCUUUUUAGGGUAUAACUUUAUUUAAAAAGACACCACAACCAAGUAACAGAGAACCUUUCAAUUGUAAAAAAAAAAAAUUUUUUUGUUGUAUCUUGUAUUUUCUUUAUAAUUUUUAUGUAAAGCACUUUGAAUUGCCAUCGUGUAUGAAAUGUGCUAUGUAAAUAAACUUGCCUUGCCUACUAAAGAGAAAAAUCUCAUUCUCAUUACUGUAAUUUUUUUAUAUCCUUCUCAUUACAGUAAUGGAAAAAAAAAUAAUUCUCAUUACUUUAAUGUGAAAAAGUUUUAUUCACGUUACUGUAAUGCAAAAAAAUCUCAUUCUUGUUACUGUAAUGUGAAAAAAACUAAUUCUUAUUACUUUAAUGUGAAAACGUUUAAUACGCGUCAUUGCAAUGCGAAAAAGUCUAAUUCUCAUUAAUGUAAUGCUGAAAAAAACUAAUUUUAAUUACUUAAAUGCACGAAAAUUGGAUACUCGUUACUAUAAUGCAAAGAAAUUCUCAUUCUCAUUAAUGUAAUGCAAAAAAAACUAAUUCUCAAUACUCGUUACAUUUAAUGCGAAAAAAUUUCAUUUUCAUUAUUGUAAUAUGAAAAAAUCUCUCUUGUUACUGUAAUGCGAAAAAAUUAUAUAAUUUAAAUUAUAAGGUACAAUUGUAAAUAUACAUGUAGUGUAUUUGUUGUACUGAAAUUAAUUUAUGCUGAUUUCAUAUUUAAAAAAUAAUUGUGUCCGAAUAGGAUCAUUUUAAUUUCUAUAUUACAGUAAUCAAAUGAUUAUUUCAGAUGUUCUCUCAUUGUUUUUAAUGUCAAGUCCUGAUCAUUGUUACUAACUAUUUGUUUGAUCUGU